Solenopsis invicta (red fire ant) is the source of this 814-nucleotide messenger RNA. RefSeq names its product E3 ubiquitin-protein ligase HUWE1-like. The coding region runs from base 74 to 451 and encodes 125 amino acids. Gene Ontology annotation, cellular component: nucleus. Gene Ontology annotation, biological process: protein polyubiquitination; proteasome-mediated ubiquitin-dependent protein catabolic process; positive regulation of protein catabolic process. Lineage: Eukaryota; Metazoa; Arthropoda; Insecta; Hymenoptera; Formicidae. The record is from RefSeq and is a predicted model, not a curated record. Gene Ontology annotation, molecular function: ubiquitin-protein transferase activity. The transcript is spliced from 3 exons.
UUUCUAGGUGAAUUAAUUUGGCGUCAACAAUGUGCGAAAUUUAAUACCAAAUGGACGUAAUACAGUUAUUGUUAUGGAAAAGACCAAACUUGAAUAUAUUAGGCUCAUGUGUCAAAUGAAAAUGACUGGAGCAAUUUGUAAGCAGUACAUUUUGAUAUUUUGUAUUAGCUCAAGUUUGAAAGACUUGAAUUAUACCAUCUUUUUUCCACUCACAGAUUCAAUGGUUCUGGCAUUGCGAGGUUUUAAUCAAGCGGAUUGUUCGAAGUUCUUACAAUUUAUCACUGGUACAUCUAAAGUGCCGUUACAAAGUUUUGCUGCGUUAGAAGGCAUGAACGGCAUACAAAAGUUCCAAAUUCACAGAGAAGACAAGUUGACAGACAGGCUUUCAUUUGCACAUAUUUGUUUCAAUCAACUGGAUUUGCCAGUGUACGAGACGUAUGAUAAACUCUGAACAAUUCUACUCAAGGCGACUUACGAAUGCACCAAAGAAUUUGGAUUUGCAUAAGCUUACCAGAAUUUGCUCCUGUACAAUUUCGAUUUCAAUCGAUACAAUUUCUCGUACAAUCGAUGAUAUUCUAGAGACCAAACUUAUGGUUGGAUCUUUACAGCCAGUGAUAACAUUCUGGACGUGCAAUGGCCUAUUGCUUGCAAAAUUUUUAACGUACUUACGAAAAUUGUUAUACGCAAUGUUAUAUGUAAAACUAUCUUGUGAACGUAGCGAAUCACAGUGCUCUAAUUGCUAUAAUAUGUAUUAUUACACUUAUACGACUUUAUAAAUACGAAAUAUAUAUUUUCAUUUUAUCAUACACAUUAA